CAUACAUUCCCAUUCACUUUAGCUAAGACACCGGAACAACACAUAUAAAUGUAAAAUAUUUCGAGUACAGUUUUACUUUAUUGUGCAUUUGCGUUAAUUGGUAGAACCGAAAGCCGCUGAAAUCCAGGGCUAAAAUUGAUAAGAGUUUGCAAUAAGUAAAGCCAAAAACACAAGCCUUUCGAUGAGAAUGGUGCGCCCCAGUCGUCGCAAGGGAAUCGAGGAGGUGUACGGGUCCAAGAUGGACACUGUGCAUCCUGUGAAAUCAGUGGCGAUAUCCCAUGCAGGUAUGACCAAAACCACCACAAUGAGAGCUCCAGGUGGGGCAGGAGGAACCAUUAGCUCCCGGCAAGCCGAUGCCCGCACGCAGCGCAGUUUUGUCACCGAAAACGAUUACUAUAUUACCACGAACUUGCCCCUGACGGCGGCUAAUUUGCGGAAUGCCCCCAGUGCGAUGACGCAGACAUCGCCAUCGCAGAUGAUUCCCGGUCACGCCCAGCCGUCGCCCUAUAAUGCCAUGUCCUCGAGGCGAAACAAUAUGGCCAACAAGGCCAGUGCCCGCCAGCCGCCGAUGAACAAGAUUCCGCAUUUUGGCCAGGGUGAGGGUAAGGCCAACAAUGGUGGUUAUAGCAUGGCCAAAUCGAAGGAGGGCUAUCGAGUGCAGCACCAUGGAAAGGGCAAUACCCAGAGGGGCAACUAUGCCAUGGACGAUAACGCCGAGUUCUCCGACAAGGAGCUAAUGGUGCCCCAGCAGCAGCAGGGAAAUCUGGGGAAUAUGCGGAGGCACAAUCAGCAUUCCCAUGCCCACCAGAUGCAAAUGCAGAUGCAGUCCGGAGUGAUGCAGCAUCCGCCGCAGCAUCAACUCCACCAGCAGCAGAUGCCCAAUCACAGUCACAUCAAGCAGCAGCAGCAACAGCAGCAACAGCAACGCCAACAUCCCCAUCCACAUCCUCAUCCACAUCCACAUUCGCAUCCACAUCCCCAUCAGAAGCACUCGCGUGGGCGACAGCCGAUCCCGACGAGCAAGGUGCACGUGAGUACCGCCGAUGACGAUGACGAGAAGGAGGACGAUCCCGAGGAGUUCUUCGAGCUGAUUCGCCAGACCGUCCAAACUGCCGUAGGAAACACCAUAUCGGAUGCUCUGGGAAAGAACUUUCGGGAUCUGAGCCACAAAAUCGAAAGGUUCUCGGGCGAGCUGAAGCAGACCAACGAGAAUCUGGACAAGCUGCAGGAACAGGUCACCAGUAAGGUUAUUUACUACGGCGAAGAGAACUCUCGGCACUUUCGUUACUUGUGCAUGAAGUCCGAGUACGAUAAGAUGUUCUACCAGCACCAAUCGAUGAUGACGGGCAAGCCGCCUACUCCCGAGAUGAUGAAUCUCUCGAAGGCGAACCUAGUGGCUGCUGCCUCAGCGAGCAAACAUCUAGGAUACAAACCAUCCCAGACUCUUAAGCACCAGGGUGUAAAAGGUCACAAGGGUCAAAGCAGGGCGACUAAUAACCAUAAAAAGGAGAUUAACGAAGCUCUAAAGAAUUGGGCCUAUCAUGGUACCUCGAAGGCUCAACAGCAGGGCAUGGCAGCACGAAAAUCUUCUUCUGACCAUAGCUUAGUUGGAAAAUCCUCUGAAAUGGGCGUUCGCGAGGUAAUCGAUCACAUUCAGCGCUAUUGCAAUCAGGUGCAAAUGAAGGAACAGAUGGGUGCUGAUGGGCAACUGCCCAAUCUGGAGGACAUCUUGAUACCCAAGAAAAUGUCCAGCGGGGGACUCUGUGAACCGGGGUCCAAGAGUUCCCGUAACAUGGCAGGCUGUCAGGGUGACAAAAAGGAUGACGACACAGAGGGGGAAACCCUAGAUAGCAUGGAUGAGACCUACACCGAGGUUGAUGACUUCCAGUUCUCCUCGGACAUCUCAACCUGUAGCGAGGAUGAUGUUUGUGGGCCGAAAUAUCUAAAAGGAGCGGCCACAGCUCGACCUUCGGCCAAAUUGAAUCGAAGGGCCGCCAACAAGGGUGCCGGAGAUGGUCAGUAAUGCCAAUGGACUAGCUAUAUAUACUUCAAGUCAGAUCAGACAAUGGAUAAACCUCAUGUAUGGUGGAAGGACCUUUCCCCAUCAUCUUAUAACUUGUUCAACACUUUCUUUUGGAAUGAACUAAAUUUUCCCCCAACAACGUAAAAUCCAAAAAAUGUAAUAUUUAAGUUUAGAUCACAUACUUCCAAAAAUUAGCAAUAUCUUAGUAUUGCUCGUACUUUGCGUACACCUAUUUAUGUAAUUGGACUUGGGGAUCAUAAUUAAACU
Molecule: messenger RNA, 2290 nt
Organism: Drosophila suzukii
Lineage: Eukaryota; Metazoa; Arthropoda; Insecta; Diptera; Drosophilidae
Product: lateral signaling target protein 2 homolog
Source: RefSeq, a predicted model, not a curated record